AUGGGCGCUGGUACUAGUAUUGUGAAAAAAAAUAUUCAUUUACCAGAUAAACAAGAUCAUGGAAAAUUAGCUUUUACUUUAUCACAUAUUUUUUCACUAGAGGAAUGUCAGGAAUGGAUUAAAAUGAGUGAAGAAAAAGGUUAUUCAAUUGCUCUUCUUGGCGUUGGUGCUGAACGUCAAAUACUUGCUUCUAAAUAUCGUGAUAGUAGUCGAUAUAUGAUCGAUAGUCCAGAACUGGCUCAGAAGUUAUUUCUAUGUUUGGAACCAUUCUUACCACGUACUUGGAAAAAUGGUCAAUUUGAAUUGAUUGGACUCAAUGAACGAUUACGUUUUCUACGUUAUGAUCCAGGUCAGAAAUUUGUUCCUCAUACAGAUGGCCAAUAUCGACGUCAAGAUGGUUCUGGAGAAGAAAGUUUUCUUACCGUACAACUUUAUCUAAAUGAAAGUUUCCAAGGUGGUGAAACCACUUUUAUCGACAUGGAUAAUCCAAAGAACCGAGUAUCAUUUGCCAUAAAAACAGGUAUGGUACUUAUUUUUGAACAUCGUAUUGUACAUGAAGGAACAGCAGUAAAAGAAGGACGAAAAUAUACUAUGAGAACAGAUGUUAUGUAUCGACCAAUAAAAAACAAUUAA
This is a messenger RNA of Rotaria sordida, 633 nucleotides long. NCBI's taxonomy places the organism in Eukaryota, Metazoa, Rotifera, Eurotatoria, Philodinida, Philodinidae. The record is from the annotation of a GenBank genome assembly.